AUGGACGUGCGAGCGAACUCUACCUCUUUGUUUCGGAAGCACCCGAACGGCCAAACCACACAUGUGGUUGUCGAUGACUAUACUGACCCCUGGACGGAGCCCGAGACGAUCCUGAUACAAAGGGGCUUCGCCAGACAUUCGGCGUUUUGGUACCACUGGAUUCCAUCCCUCGCCCGGCACUAUCGAGUCGUCCGACGGGACACUCGAGGACACGGCAGAUCGUCGGCCGCCCCAGGGCCCGGAGACGACUAUGCGUACACGGUCGACACUCUGCUCGACGAAAUCAUCGACACGCUGGACCAGCUUAACAUCUCCAAGGUCCACUUCGUCGGGGAGAGCACCUCGGACAUGCUCGAUGAAGCCUUGGCCGCCCAGUUUCCUUCCCGCCUGCGCAGUUUGACAACGAUCUCCAGCCCGACCCUUCUCCCACCCGCGGCGCUCCGGCUCUUCGCAUUUAGAUACCCGAGCCGGCCCGAGGCGUGUCGCCAGCUGGGCUCGAGGGGCUGGGGCGAGCGUCUCGCGCGGGUCCCGGGAACGCUGUCGGCAUCGGACCCCGCGUACGAGGCCUGGUGGCUGUCACAGAUCGCCGUCAGUUCAAGCGAGGGCCUUGCGGGCUAUGCUGGAUUUCUCUCCACCUUCGACGCGCGGGCGUAUCUGCCGCGGGUUUCGGUGCCCAUGUUGAUCCUUGCGCCGGCGAAGAGCGCGGCGACUACCUUGGAGGAACAGUUGGAUCUUGCGAGACAGGUCAAGGGGUCUAAGCUUGUUGUUAUCCAUGGGCGGGGGCACGAGGUUUACGUUGACAAGGCCGCCGAUUGUUUGAAUGCAGUCCGUGAGUUUUUCCUCGAAGUCGAGCAACGCUCUACUCUGGGCGUACAGUGA
Molecule: messenger RNA, 879 nt
Organism: Aspergillus fumigatus Af293
Lineage: Eukaryota; Fungi; Ascomycota; Eurotiomycetes; Eurotiales; Aspergillaceae
Product: putative alpha/beta fold family hydrolase
Exons: 1
Coding region: 1-879 (292 amino acids)
Source: RefSeq, a predicted model, not a curated record